CGUGACCAUGUGCAGCCAGCCCCCUCCCUGCGUGUUUCCUACGAGCAUCUCUCCCGUGGACACGCUGUCCCCCGACCUCCAGCUCCAUUCACCACCGCAGAGAGUACGGCAGCAGAAGGAGGUGUGGUCUGUCUCUCACUGCUGGUCCUGCUCACCCCGUGGAGUGGUACGUGCGCGCCGUGCAGAGCCAGAGCCACAUCCGCCUGUCUCCGUCCGUCUCUCCCGUCUCCCGCCGCUCUUUCUCGGCUAAAUAACGCGCGACGUGAAAGCCUUUAUCGGAUCUCCCCCGGCUGCUCGAACGUCACCAUUCCCGAUCACCUUUCCUCCUCUUCAGUUCCGUCCGUUUAGCGGUUGGAGUCAACGGAUCGCGUCUUUCUCGUGCCCCGUCCAGACCCCGCUCUCUUCGGCUGCGUGAGAUGAAGUUCCCCCCCGCCGCCGCUCGGCUUUAGGGAAGGCAGCACAUUUUUUUUUUUUUUUUUUUUACAGUGUCCUUUUUCACUGGGAUCGCACUGUCACCACAGCAGCUGCUCUCUGGAGAAGCAAGAGUUAAGACACGUCAAAACACAACAUCAGAAGUGGAGCAGAGGUUGUUGAUUAUCCAUGAGCUCCGACUUUCCGCACUACAGUUUCAGAAUGCCAAAUAUAGGGUUCCAGAACCUUCCUCUUAAUAUCUACAUCGUGGUGUUUGGGACGGCCAUCUUUGUGUUCAUCCUCAGCCUCCUCUUCUGCUGCUACUUAAUCAGACUACGGCACCAGGCACACAAAGAACUUUAUGCCUACAAACAAGUCAUCCAAAAGGAAAAGGUCAAAGAGUUAAAUUUACAUGAGAUCUGUGCUGUGUGCCUGGAGGAGUUCAAACAGAAGGAUGAGCUGGGGAUUUGUCCGUGCAAACACGCUUUUCAUCGAAAGUGCCUCAUCAAGUGGCUGGAGGUGAGGAAGGUGUGCCCGCUGUGCAACAUGCCGGUGCUGCAGCUGGCGCAGCAGGCGGGCACCACGGAGCCCACACAACAGCCCCUGCCUGGCAUCGAGAACCUGGUGUAGCCACGCGCGGUGCCCCUACACAUCACCACAGUCACAACUACACUGGUCUGACUGAGUGAGAGCCAUGACUGAAGAUUCACAGUGCUCGUCCCAUCACAGUGCUUUAGUUCAUAAAGGAUUUCCAACACCAUCCCUGAAGAGUCCUCAUUAAGUUUUUAUUUUUGUUUUUUAUUCCUUUUUUUUACAUGGACGAUGAAGAGGAGUUGUUCAAAAGAAGUCUUCAUUUUUGGCCAAUGUGGUCAAUAGUGUUUCACAACCAAAGCACUUUUCUGGGGACACCAGCUAAAGACCAGGAGGAAAGAACACAAAAGCCAAGAACUAUGACACAUUUUAAUUAGCACUUUAAGCGAAGUCGAACCUUAAAAUUGCUUGUGAAAGUAGUAACCAAGGUAUGUUUUUAUUUCCUUUUAUAGUACAGAACCACAUUGGUUAAACUAUUACUUUCGAGAAAAUGUCAAAGGGACAGAAAAGUUCAGUUCUUUGUGAGUGGCACAAAGCUGAGAAAAUGUGAUAAGAUUGAAUGUGAGACAGCGCAGGCUUUCAACACUAUACUCUUUUAAAGGUUACACAUCUUGUUCCUUUACAUUGUGGUAUCUAAAAUGUGACUGUUGUUUUUCAUCUGUGUUUUAGAUCACACGCUGAACAAAAUCAUUUUUAGUGAGACAGUCUGCCCUCGGGAGUGCUGUGUAGUGCAAAAAGAAUGUCAUUAAAGGCAAUGUAGAGGAGUAAUAAGAAGUACAAUAUUGAUACUUUGCAGAUCGCGCUGGGGGUGUUCUACAUGGAUGUCUAUUGAGGAAUGUUACUAUGGUGACGCGAUGCACACAUUAGCAAAUGCUGUCAAAAAAGAUGGUCUGAAAAAUCAAGAAAAGACACAAAAAAUUGAUUUAAAAGUACAUUUUCAGGAGUGUGCGAUCAAUACGAGCGUUCAUGUUCCUGUUGAGGUGUUUGAUUUUCAACAAAAAAGUGAGAGUGAGAGAAAAACUAAUGCUUGUGACUGGCAGGUUUUAUGUUUGAGAAACUAGUUUAACAGCAAAUAUCUGCUCACCUGUUGUAUUUCCAGCUAAGUCAGCUCUCUCUGGUCAGAUUGUCUUAAAACAAAGCUCCGACUAUUUUGAGUAACAAAGCAUCAGACAGAGCAGUGCCUACAGUUAGCAUCACACCCUCAGGAAAUGUUGAUGACAUCGGUUGCAAAUUAUCAAUAGGAUGAUUAUUGCGGGAGGUAUCAAAUCCCAGUUUUGAAGUUUAUUUGCCUUAUGUUUUAUCUACACAUUGAUUUACAAAGCAGCCACCCCCCAGUUUGAGGAACCAGGUCUGUGCCAUAGACUGUGUAAAGAAGUGGACUAAGAGAGUGUGACGUUACCCAAAACAUUCAGCUCCAGUCAAAUGAAGCUCAUCGAUGCUGAAAGUUAUAGGAGAGAUUUGAAGCCAGUUCCAUAUUAGAAACUGGAAUUGAUUUACAGACAAAACUGCAAAAUAAAACAGCAAGAUCAUGUAGAGCGAGUUAAUACGAACAUUUUAAGACUAAAAUGAGGAGCCUGACAGCAGCAGUUACACAGAGAGCGGCGACGCUUUUUCAAUAUAAAGUCUAUUCAAGGCUCUGUUCACUCUUAAGUCACAAACCAGGAAGACAUUUGGAAACAUGCGAUGGCAACUUCCGGUGUAGUUACUGACACUGGGGUCACCUACCGACUAAAAAAACCCAAUGAAGUAAAGCAUCAACAGUAAAAUAAAGACUGCAUACAUAUGUGCAGUUUGGAAUCGUCUUCAUCUCUUCUAAUCUCAUGUACCCAGUGCGCUCGGAGUUGUGUGUCAGUGGGGAAAUUAUGAAAACUGAGUAAUGGUUGUAAUUGUUGAUUAGCCAAACAUAACGUAACGCUACAAUGACAUUUAGAUGAAGAAAACUGGGCCAUUUGAUUUUGUCAGACUUACUACCGCAAACAGAGCCCGCCAGAAGUUGUCAUCGCAUAUUUCCAAACGUCUUCCUGGUUUGUGACGUUAGCGUAACUAGAGCCUAUUGAAACCAGAGUCGAUGGAGCCGGAAGCGCCCCCACACUCACUCAGCUAUGUCCAGUUAUAUACACAGUCUAUGGUCUGUACCCAAAGUGUUUAAAUCCAUACAUGAAAAUAUAUCUACAACUAAAUCUGACCAGAAUGAAGUCUAUCAGUUGCACUUUUUUGUUAUCUGCUUGUAUUUAUUUUGUAUUUAUUUUGAAAUUUGUGGUACAUGCCUCCACCACACACCUACACCAGAAUUACUGCCUUUGCAUAUCACUGCACUGGUCAGCAUAUUUAUAUAUUUGGCCACAUAAGAAACCAGACCCUGCCCCGUCCAGUUUACUAGUGCCAGAGGUCAGCAGGUUGAUAAAGGCCUUUUGGUUUGCACUGUUGUGGUGCUGUCUCUUCGGUGCAUACGACUCUCUGCUACUGACUCCUGUCUUCUUUACUGCAGGUUUGACAAGGUAAAAGUUUCAUGGGUGAUAGAAGCCGAAAUACAAAGUGAUCUGAUGAUAAUAAAGGCACAGUCUCCAAUCAGAUUUUUAGAAACUUCUCAAAAGUGAAAAAAUGUGGUAAAAGCAAAGUAUGUAAAGUCAUUUUUUCUGAAUUACAAUAGGCCUGUCACGAGAAUACCUUUUGAAGAUGCAUUGCUGAAGAAAAUAUCAAUGAUAAACGAUAAAAUUGAAACAAAUUUAUCUAUAAAAAAAUAACAAAAAGAACCCCACAGAGAAGAAGUACAAUGAAAAAGUAACUCAAUAAAUACUGACCCUCAAAAAUUAUUGUUUCAUCUGUCAUGUACUGAACGUAUCACGUAUAUCAGGGGUGUCAAACUCAAAUUCACAGAGGGUCAAAAUUUAAAACUGGGACUUAUUCGUGGCCCAAACUAAAUAUUUAUUGAAAAAUUUCAACAACAUCUGCAUGUUUUCUCUUCUUUCGAGAUAUGUAACGUUAACCUUUUUUAAAAUGCUUCUUAAAAUAAAUGUUUAAUAAUAGUUUUGGUUAAACAUUGAAUCCAGAACAAGCAUAAUAUAAAAUAAUAACACAAUUUUUAAUAAAUAAUGUCUAUAUAGCCUAUCUGUUUUAGCCUAUUAUUAUAUUGUGGGCCAAAUUUGGUCCCUGAGUCUGACAUGUCUGAUGUAUAUGAAUGAUAACGUGAUACAGUAAUUAUCGUGACAGGCCUAAAUUAUAACCAAACAAUGUAUUUGAAAUUUGAGUUCACCACAAGACCCUAAAAAAUAUUAACCCUUAAUACAGUAUGUAAUAUAUCUUCAAAUAUGUGUGCCUUUUAGCUAUUACAUGGUCAGAGAUGGGGUUGUGCUUUAUCAGUUACACGUCUUUGUUUUGAAUCGUAGUAAUUAGGACAAUGUAAAAGCCCGUUUGAACAUAUCUCGUAUUGAAUAUUCCUUAAUCGCCACUUGCGUGCAGUCCAUUUUGAGCUACAACUUGAAGAAAUCGUUGCUAUUUUCACUUCAGAGAUACUUAGAGCCUUAUCUGAACUAACAGUACAGAGUUAUGAUGACCUCUAUCACCAUAUUCACAUAAAGAUACAAGAGAAAUUGAUAUCAUUCACUUUCAAGGCUUCCAUGUAAGUAGGAACAAAAUGCGACAGAUAAUGGGCCUUUGUCAUGUACUCCCAGUAAUCUGAUUUUAUUUCUGUCACUGAAAUUGUUCUGUUUUGGCUCCUAUUUGUUUCUGAACAGUGUGUUAUAACAUGUAAUUUAAAGGUAUAUGCUAAGAAAAAAACUACCACUUUUAUCGCCACUGAGCGAUGUAAAGUAGACAGCUGCAUCAGUCGUAGUGUCUAAGGUGCACACAAAAGCCUAAGUAACACUUGGCCUGUCACAAUAAGAAAUUUUGAAGUGUUUAACUAAUUUAUCCCACUGACUAGAGAUCAACUGAGAUGCAUUUUUUCGUGGUUGAUACUUGGACCAUGAAAAAUGCAGAUAUUGAGCUGAUAAUGUAGAGCCGAUUUAGGUAUUUUUUUUAAAUUCUCAAAUUAAAAUAUAGUACAAACUAAAGACCGCCACACACUAAAGGAGAAUUUGCGUGAUUUUGGCUGCGAUUUCAGGGAGUUCAGAGAGGCAUGACCCGACUUUGUGUCUUCGUGUGCGAUUUUGAAGCCGCUGUGGUCUUCAUGUGAUGUGUCAGUGUGACUCUGAGCUGCUCUGUCAUAUCGUAACCACCAAACAUCAGCAGCGCAACAGCAACAGAGAGUAAAAACAGAGCAUCAGGGGCAGAGGAGUGACAAAACACAGAGGCGAAAGAUACAAACUCAGGAAAUAGCAAGUUGUAAAUUUAAACUGUAGCAUCUCUUCCAUAUUCUCCUUAGAAUUCGCCCAGCGCAAAUAAUGACACCCAGUCCACAAAACGGGGCUAUUAAUCGAGUUUGAAGCAGUUUUUUAAAAGUAAAAAGGUGAGAGUAGUUCCUCAUGUUUGUCAGUUUACAUCCACACAGUGCACGGAUCGAGGUGAAACUGCAGAUUAGUGAUAGUGACUCUACUUCCUGUGUACUUUAUCUCCAAUCUUUUAUGCUUUAAAAUUCAUGUAUCUGAAGUAUUGCACUGCAUUUCACAAAUAAUAACAACACAGGUUUGACUUUUAUCUAAACUAGGAGUGCAGUGCUGUGAUCUUUAGAACACUUAAGAAUAUGAAAGCGAGACAUUUUACUGUAGACAGGAAACAGCUGAUGCAAUCAUGCUCACAACUUUAUAUCCUGUGGUCUGCGGACAUAUCCCACUGUAGUCCUUGCGAUCAGAGAUUUUAAGUUUCACAAGAUUCUCCUCGUGUCUGUGGUGUGUGCACUUUUUGUCGCACGUUUAAAAAUCGUUUAAGACCGAAAAAUCCUGUUGUGUGUGGUGGCCUUAAUCCUCAACUUUCUUUUACUGCAAACUGUGUAGAGCAGUACCCUCUUUGGACUAAAGUGUUCAAAUAAAGCUUUAUGAUAUGUUCCUAACGCAUAUUUAGCCGGCUGGUUUGCUCAAAUUAAAUAUUGGCCUCUGAUGGAGAUUUAAGGCCAAAAGUGCAAAUGUCGGCUCAAUAUAUCAGCCUAUCUUUAUCACUGACACAUAAACCACAAAAACAAUGAACUUUAGUACACUUAAGUAAAUGUUUGCAUCUGUAAUUAGUCAUAGACGUUAUUCAUUCAACCCUCCACAGCUCAAAUCUGACCAUAUAGCCAGAAGAAAAAGUACAAACAAUAAAUAUUGAGUCCCAAAAUAUAGUGUUCCACCUUUCAUACACUGAAGUCGAUAUUGUAAUUAUCGUGACAGGCCUAGGUAACUCUUUUGCAUUGUUAAGUGUCUGAUCAUGAACGGUGCAUCUCUCCCUGUUCUGUUUCUUCCUCUGUGUUUUCCGUCCAGCACCUUGUUAAAAGUGCCAAUCUAAAAACUAUAAACAAGUGUUAGGAAUCAAUGAAUCAAUGCUCCUGCCAUUUCGGAAACAUCCUGGUAUCACAGUUGACGCAUCUGCCAGAUACAGAGGCAAAUAACGCAGAAGAAUGAGAGCGAGGCAUUCAUGACUCGUAAUGUCCCCACUUACUGAUAAAUGCCGAUUGACGUCAGCACCGCUCCUGAGUUAACUCCUUUAUAAAUAGACCAGACACGUCCAGAGAAAAAGCAACCGUCAAAUCCACAUCAAACAUUGAGUCAGAGCUGUUACAAUAGCAUCACUCUGAGUCUCACUGCCCCUAUCUUCCUUUUCUCUGUCUGUACUGAUAUUUAUUCCUGUGUAUUCCUGUAACAUCUCUCUCUUAAUCUCCUCUGUACCAAGACCUCAUUUGUUAACACUGAUUCUGUUUGUGAGCUUUCACAGACAUUGUUUAUAAAACUAAGAAUUCUGCAGCAGAAUAUUUUUGGAAAUUUCUGUACAGUAUUUGUAAGCUCUAUUUUUGUAUAUUGGAAUUUUGGAGAAAAUAAUAUUCAUUAUUUUUUUCUUUUUUGUUUUGCUAAUUUCAUGUCUAUUCAUUUUGAGAAAAUGUUGCAUGUGACUGACUUGAACUGUAAAUAAAGUUUCCACGAUUUGGAAAAGAACAAAGUA
Molecule: messenger RNA, 7071 nt
Organism: Boleophthalmus pectinirostris (great blue-spotted mudskipper)
Lineage: Eukaryota; Metazoa; Chordata; Actinopteri; Gobiiformes; Gobiidae
Gene: rnf24
Product: ring finger protein 24
Exons: 6
Coding region: 601-1041 (146 amino acids)
Cellular component (GO): endomembrane system
Molecular function (GO): ubiquitin protein ligase activity; zinc ion binding
Source: RefSeq, a predicted model, not a curated record